Lepisosteus oculatus (spotted gar) is the source of this 380-nucleotide messenger RNA. The record is from RefSeq and is a predicted model, not a curated record. NCBI's taxonomy places the organism in Eukaryota, Metazoa, Chordata, Actinopteri, Semionotiformes, Lepisosteidae.
UGUCUUUCCUGUUGUUCUCUCCCCAGUGGAUGAUCCAGCAGCCUCACAAGGUGGCGACGUUCUUCGGCUGCAUCGGCACGGAUAAGUUCGGCGAGAUCCUGAAGAGGAAAGCCGAGGAAGCCCACGUCGACGCUCACUACUACGAGCAGAGCGAGGAGCCGACAGGAACUUGUGCAGCCUGCAUCACUGGCGACAACAGGUCUCUGGUCGCGAACUUGGCAGCAGCAAACUGCUACAAGAAGGAGAAACACCUGGACCUGGAGGAGAACUGGAAGCUGGUGGAGGAAGCCAAGGUCUACUACAUUGCGGACUCAUUCUGUGCCAGCGGCCCCACAGCACAGCAGAUCCAGUCGGUAGAGGAGUGAGACAUCGCUUCCCCA